Molecule: messenger RNA, 324 nt
Organism: Schistosoma guineensis
Lineage: Eukaryota; Metazoa; Platyhelminthes; Trematoda; Strigeidida; Schistosomatidae
Source: the annotation of a GenBank genome assembly
AUGCAAUCGACCGGUUUAGGUAGCGGUUUUAUCACUGGUACACCAGCUAAUGUAAGUCUUAGUGAAAUGAAUAAUCUACUCAAUACAACAUUAUCAAAACGAAUUAAUUCGUCAUCAACUGGACCAGGCGCUGCUAAACGUCUGUUAGCUGCACUUGAGAUAACUUCAAAACGUACAAACAGUCGAUUAUUUACAAUGCCAGAAAUUAAUACUAUUGCUAAUGAUAUUCAUAUUGCUUCAAAUUGUAUUAUGACUUUAUUAGAUCGAUUAAAUGAAUCCGGUGCAAUACUUAAACGUGGCGCUAAUCUAUAUAAACUUGUGUAG